Messenger RNA from Stylonychia lemnae, 1197 nucleotides. The record is from the annotation of a GenBank genome assembly. Lineage: Eukaryota; Ciliophora; Spirotrichea; Sporadotrichida; Oxytrichidae.
AUGAAAGCUAAUUCAGGAAGGGCUCGCCAAGGCAAGCCAGCAAGCGGCGCUGACAAUGCUGAAAAGGCUCGUCAAGCAAUGUUGAAGAGAUCAAAGAAAUCAGAUAACUCAAUGCAGCAAUAUUAUAUUGUGAUAGGUGCAUUUGUGGCAAUCUGCGUAGCAUCAGUUCUAUACGUUCUUUUGAACCCUAAAAAGUCUUUCGCUUCAAUGCAAGUCAUUGAUGAAAGUCAAAUUCUAGUGCAUAAUGGUCAGCCAAAUUCAAACUUCCAACAGGGAACCAACUCCUUCUUCACAAACUGGACCUUAUCAAACGCAAAAUCUCUCUUCUAAAAUUCACUCUCAGAUACCCAAAACAUUCCACCUUGCAAGACCAAGGAAGACGAUGAGCAAAUUAUCCCAGAGAAAUAUGACUGGAGAGAAGUUUACCCAGAUUGUGUUCAACCUGUAUUUAAUCAAGGCAACUGCUCUUCAUCAUACAUUGUUGCUUCAUUAGGAGUAGCCGCUGACCGUAUUUGCCAAUCAUCAAAGAAGCCAAUUAGACUUUCAGCUUAAGAGUUAAUUGAUUGCGAUAAGUCAAACUACCAAUGUGAUGGAGGUUAUGUUACAAGAGUUUAUAACUGGGGUAAGAGAAAGGGAUUCAUCCCUGAAUAAUGUCUACCAUACAAUGGUACAGUUGGAGAGUGUGAGGAUGAUCAUUUAGAAUCAAAUGAAUGCAGAGCAAACAAUAUCUUCUAUAGAGUUGUUGACUAUUGCCUAGCCCAGGAUGAUAGAGGAAUCAAGAAGGAAAUCUUAAAGAAUGGUCCAGUUGCAGCUCAAAUGGUUGUCUACACUGAUUUCUUGACAUAUAAGGAUGGUAUUUAUCACAGAACCGAUGACUCAUUCAAAUUCAAUGGACAACAUGUAGUUAAGAUCGUAGGAUGGGAUAGAUAAGGAGAUGGUAAUGAGUAUUGGAUUGUUGAGAACUCAUGGGGAUCAGAUUGGGGUGAAGAUGGUUUCGUAAGAGUAUUAGCUACUGAUAAGAGUACUGGGUUAGAUUUCUACGCUAUUGGUGUAGCCGUAUAUCCAUACACAAUGGCUGAAUACUAUGCAGCUCAAGAAUAAUAAUAACUCUAACAAGAAGCUCAAUAAUAGCCACAAGGAAUUGAAGAAACCUUAGUUGAUUUAGAUGUCCCAGCUGAAGAGGAACCUCAAUAAUGA